GCCAUAAACCAAACAUUUUAGCAUCCAGUUAGAAUACCUCAGAAGACAAACGAGAUGAGAGAGAUCAUUUCCAUUCACGUUGGUCAGGCAGGAACUCAAAUUGGUAAUGCUUGCUGGGAGCUUUACUGUUUGGAACAUGGAAUCCAACCAGACGGUUAUAUGACCCCAGAAGCUGACCCGAACAGCCAAGACAAUGGGUUCUCUACCUUUUUUACAGAAACAGGUCAAGGAAAAUAUAUUCCUAGAAGUAUUUAUGUUGAUUUGGAGCCCAACGUGAUUGAUGAAGUACGCACUGGACCCUACCGGGACCUUUUCCAUCCUGAGCAACUAAUUACUGGUAAGGAAGACGCUUCAAAUAACUAUGCCCGUGGUCAUUACACUGUCGGAAAGGAACUCGUAGAUGAAGUGACAGACAAAGUCCGUCGUAUCGCAGACAACUGCUCUGGUCUCCAGGGUUUUCUCGUUUUUCACUCUUUCGGUGGUGGUACUGGUUCUGGUUUUGGAGCUCUUUUGCUCGAGCGCUUGGCCAUGGAAUAUACUAAAAAAUCCAAGCUUCAGUUUUCAGUAUACCCAGCUCCUCAAGUAAGUACAUCCGUUGUUGAGCCUUACAAUUCUGUCUUGACAACUCAUGCUACUCUUGAUUUGGCAGAUUGUACCUUCAUGGUUGACAACGAGUCUUGCUAUGAUAUUUGUCGUAGAAACCUUGACAUUGAGCGCCCUUCAUAUGAGAAUUUGAAUCGUUUGAUUGCUCAAGUCGUAUCUUCUAUUACAGCCUCUCUUCGUUUCGAAGGCAGCUUGAACGUCGAUUUAGCUGAAUUCCAAACCAAUUUGGUCCCUUAUCCCCGAAUUCAUUUCCCAUUAGUCACCUAUGCCCCUAUUGUGAGUGCCGCCAAGGCCUAUCACGAAUCUCACUCAGUUCAAGAUAUUACCAAUCAAUGCUUUGAACCUUACAACCAAAUGGUCAAGUGUGAUCCCCGCGCCGGUCGUUACAUGGCUACUUGCUUGCUUUACCGCGGUGAUGUAAUUCCUCGUGAUGUUCAAUCUGCUGUUACCAGCAUUAAAGCUAAGCGUACCAUCCAGUUUGUCGAUUGGUGUCCUACUGGUUUCAAAAUUGGUAUUUGCGACCGUCCUCCUCAGCAUAUUGAAGGAAGUGACAUUGCAAAGGUAGACAGAGCUGUUUGCAUGCUUUCCAACACUACUUCUAUAGCCGAGGCCUGGUCUCGCUUAGACCACAAGUUCGACCUUAUGUAUAGCAAGCGUGCAUUCGUUCACUGGUAUGUUGGUGAAGGUAUGGAAGAAGGUGAAUUUUCUGAAGCACGUGAAGAUCUUGCUGCUUUGGAACGUGAUUAUGAAGAAGUUGGCCAAGAUUCAAUGGAGGCUGACUACAUGGAAGAGGAAUACUAAUCGUAACGAUGAACCUCUGUAAUAUUUAUCCUCUAAAAUCGUCUUUCCUUUUACUAAGUAAAAAAAAGCAAAAAAAGAAAAGUUGUAUCUAAACGCUGUCUAUGUCCGUUCAUUUUUUUCCCAUACAUAUUUACAUUUAUUUUUUUCUAUUCACUGUUGGUAUUCCCUAAAAGUUUUGCUACAUGGUUUGACUCGCACAUGCAUUCUUAUGAAAGGAUUUUGUGGUCUUUUGACGUUCGAGAAUUUCCAUUCUUCCUACGUAUACUCAUUGCUCGUUUGUUAGAUGCAACGAAUGCUCUGUACAGAAACAAUAACCCAUGUUUCUCAUUUUUUUUAUUAGUUGGUUCGGGUUCCUAUAUAUUGCAAUCCAUCAACUCCUCGUCUUUUGUUAUAUGGCUCUUUACAGACACUAGUAUAGUAUUCAUUCUUUGUGAUCUUUUCAUUAGUCUAACAAAUGGUAUUCAAAGCAUUGCCUAUAUUGUUUUUGCUUUUUGCUGUGGUGACAUCAUGAAACUUUUUUAACACUUAGAAUUGAAACCCAUACUAUCCUCCAAAAUGAAAAGUGUUCUAAAAUUCCAUCCUUCUUCCAUUCAUUCCUUUAAAGAAGCACUCAUCACAUACUAGCACGUACAGCCAGUUGACAUUAACUUUUAUUCGUUGUUUACUUUAAGUAACAUUGUUACUUUCAAGGAAUUUUCGCCUGUAG
Molecule: messenger RNA, 2110 nt
Organism: Schizosaccharomyces octosporus yFS286
Lineage: Eukaryota; Fungi; Ascomycota; Schizosaccharomycetes; Schizosaccharomycetales; Schizosaccharomycetaceae
Product: tubulin alpha 2
Exons: 1
Coding region: 55-1404 (449 amino acids)
Biological process (GO): mitotic cell cycle; microtubule cytoskeleton organization; nuclear migration by microtubule mediated pushing forces
Cellular component (GO): cytoplasm; microtubule; spindle
Molecular function (GO): structural constituent of cytoskeleton; GTP binding
Source: RefSeq, a predicted model, not a curated record